AUGGACUUCUCGCGUCUCCAAAGCCUGCAAUUCGAGCUGAAUUCAACGAACGCCACAGCUACGAGCCUCCCAUCUACACUACUUGAACUUGUAGUUCCUGGGUACAGCACAAUCUCUCAGCUCGCCUUUCGCCUACUGGGUAUUGAUAUUGGGGUUCUUGUGACUGGAUGGGCACUGGUCUUCGGCUGUCAUACAGCUUGGCGAUAUCUCUACGACUUGGUGAUCGGGUACUUUGACGAAUACUACUCUUCGUCUAUUCAAAUUGAUAAUGACGAUUGCUUAUUCGACGACGUCAAGGCCUGGCUAUCUGAGCAGCAAACGAAGAAGCCUGGCAGGAAGCUGAAAGCGGUCACUAACUACGACGACAACAACAAAGAUGAAAAUGCACAUGACGAGCAGGGCAUCUACAAGUACGAAGUUCCAAUGCCGCGAUAUGAACCAAGUUAUGGCAGUGACGACUUCUAUCACGAAGGGCGACACUUCAAGGUUGUUCGCUCAACUAUGAAAGACGAAACGGGCCAGUACCAAAAAGAAACGCUGGAGGUUUACUGUUAUGCCCGAACCGCACAGCCGGUCAAAGACCUAUUGGCCCACAUCAGGCUUUGGAAGAUCGGCCAGGAGGUGGCCAUGACAAGCGUCAACCGCGCGGUGAGCAACGGCGGCCGCUACUGGAGUCGACAAUCUUGCCGCCCUUCACGUCCAAUGCACACAGUAUCUCUCGAUCAACAGCAGAAGGAUGAUAUUGUAGCCGACAUCAACGAGUAUCUCCACCCCGCAACCGCGAGAUGGUAUGCGGCACGUGGUAUUCCGCAUCGACGAGGGUACUUGUUCCAUGGACCACCCGGUACAGGCAAGACCUCGUUAUCAUUUGCACUCGCAGGAGUUUUCGGAUUAGAAGUGUACUGUCUCUCGCUGAACGACAAGGACCUGACUGAGUCCGAGCUCUGCUCUCUCUUCGACUCUCUUCCAGACCGCUGCAUCGUACUCCUUGAGGACAUUGACAGCGCCGGUCUCAAACGCGAAGAGGAACCUGUUGUCGCGGAGGUAAAAGAUGACAGCACCCCUGACGCAGGGUCGAGCACCAAGCCCGCCGCGAAGUCCGAGACUGCUUCAACGCACAUCAGCCUGAGCGCACUACUCAACGUCAUCGAUGGCGCAGCCGCGCACGAGGGCCAUGUUCUGAUCAUGACAACCAACACACCAGAGCAACUCGAUGCUGCCUUGAUCAGGCCCGGGCGUGUGGAUCUCCAGGUUGCCUUCACCCUUGCCACCCGCGAUCAGAUUCACGAGACCUUCAUGCGCAUGUACAGCACCACAUCAGAGGAGCAAGCAAAGGGUGGACUUCUACCGAACAAGAAGUCCCGAUCCGUCUCGAAGGUUACAGAUCCUGAGGAGCUUAAGGACAUGGCGGAGAAGUUCACAGCGCAACUGCCUGCGGACAGUCUCUCACCAGCUGAGAUACAAGGAUAUUUGUUGAUGAGGAAGAAGGACCCACAGAGAGCGCUCGACGAUCUCGAGAGGUGGAGGGAUGACUUGAUGGAGUCGAAGAAAAAGGGGAAAAAGCUUGUGGGCGCUCAGUAG
This is a messenger RNA of Boeremia exigua, 1581 nucleotides long. Its product is annotated as P-loop containing nucleoside triphosphate hydrolase protein. The transcript is spliced from 4 exons. Gene Ontology annotation, biological process: mitochondrial respiratory chain complex III assembly; protein insertion into mitochondrial inner membrane from matrix. Gene Ontology annotation, molecular function: ATP hydrolysis activity; ATP binding. NCBI's taxonomy places the organism in Eukaryota, Fungi, Ascomycota, Dothideomycetes, Pleosporales, Didymellaceae. The record is from RefSeq and is a predicted model, not a curated record. The coding region runs from base 1 to 1581 and encodes 526 amino acids. Gene Ontology annotation, cellular component: mitochondrial inner membrane.